Messenger RNA from Paramisgurnus dabryanus, 1155 nucleotides. It is a transcript of the gene psmb11a, whose product is annotated as proteasome 20S subunit beta 11a. Lineage: Eukaryota; Metazoa; Chordata; Actinopteri; Cypriniformes; Cobitidae. The record is from RefSeq and is a predicted model, not a curated record. Gene Ontology annotation, cellular component: proteasome core complex; cytoplasm.
AUGGCUCUUCAGGAUGUGUGUGGUUUUGCAGACACCUUUGAUGACAUCAGCCCAUGCACUCCAAAUGAGAUGGGAACUCAUUGGAUGCCACAAUCAGAGUUUGAGACUCCUUUUCAUUUUCUUUUCCUCCCUCAACAGAACAGCAGAACCCACGGAGUUCCAUCUCUGUCACCCCAUCAACGACCUUUCCAGUUAUCACAUGGCACCACCACUCUGGGCUUUACAUUUCAAGGUGGCGUAAUAGCUGCUGCGGACACGCGUGCCAGCUGUAAGGGACUAAUCUGCUGCCCAAUAAGUCAGAAAAUUUUACCCAUCCAUUCUCACCUGGUUGUCACAACUUCAGGUAGCGGUGCAGACUGCAUGCUAUGGGAGCGAAUCCUCACCCGUGAAAUGAGGCUCUACCAGCUUCGUCAUCGCAGGAGAUUAACAGUCAAUGGUGCUGCAAAGCUUCUCUCCAUGAUGCUUCAUCCAUUCAAAGGCACUGAAGUAUGCGUGGCGGCAACUUUAUGUGGAUGGGAUGGAGAAGAUGCCCAGAUAACACCGGAAACUCUUCAGACCAGCACGAAAGCAGAUGUUAAGAAACACAACUGGCAUUUAUCUAUUUCAGCUGAUAGACUAAACAGUGAGACAAUGUCCACAACAAAUCAGCAGGAGAUCCUAAAAGAUGCUAAUGUGCCACAUCCAUCAGUGUCAGAUCAAAAUCCAGAAAGCACGAUUUCAACUACCGCAGGACAGCUUGGUCCCAGGGUGUGCUAUGUGUGCAGUGAUGGCUUGCAACUAAAAGGAGAUAUCAUCUCAGUGGGCUCUGGGUCACCAUAUGCAUAUGCUGUCCUUGAUGAUGGUUGGAGAUGGGGAAUGAGUGUGGAUGAAGCUGUGGCACUGGCACGGGAGGCUGUUUUUAGAGCCACACGCUGGGAUGCUUACUCUGGGAAUAAUGUGGAUCUUUUCCACAUCACUGCCCGUGGCUGCAGGCGCAGAGACAGAGAGGACCUGAAGGAGGAGUAUUACAGAGAGAAAGAGAGAAUAAAGGAGAAAAUCAAAGAGAGGGAGAAAGAGAGACAGAAAAAAGAUGAGGUUGAGCUGGAUGAAGAUGGAUAUGAUAAAAUCAUUACACCGAGAAUAGGAAGAGAAGAGGCACAAAAAUGAAAAGUAAUU